Molecule: messenger RNA, 2268 nt
Organism: Petromyzon marinus (sea lamprey)
Lineage: Eukaryota; Metazoa; Chordata; Hyperoartia; Petromyzontiformes; Petromyzontidae
Product: calpain small subunit 1-like
Cellular component (GO): calpain complex
Molecular function (GO): calcium ion binding
Source: RefSeq, a predicted model, not a curated record
UAGUAUCUGUGGUGUUUGUGGGGCGUGCUCAUACCCAGUUGAGUGUCUCUCACGCCGCCGUGCGUCUUCGUCGUCGUCGUUAUCGUCUCUAAGGCGUCGCCUCCUCCUCCUCCUUCAGCCGCGAAGAUGUUCGGUCUGGGCCGCUUCGCUGGGAACUUUAUACAGGCGGUGGCGGGGGAGAUUGGAGGGAACAUCGGGCAGCAGUUCUUUCAGAUGAUUGCCGACUCCUCCAAUCAAGACAGCUGGCCCCCGAAGGUUCAGCCGACCCUGCAGAGCGAUGAAGACGCUCAGUUCCGUCGCGUGUUCACCCAGCUCGCCGGGGAGGACAUGGAGAUCAGCCCUGGGGAGCUGCAGGGAGUCCUGAACAAGGUGGUCACCAAACACCGCGACCUCAAGACGGACGGGUUCAGCAUUGAGUCGUGUCGCAGCAUGGUGGCCCUCAUGGACUCGGACGGCACGGGGAAGCUGGGCUACGAGGAGUUCAAGAUCCUGUGGAACAAGAUCAAGUCCUGGCAGACUCUGUACAAGCAGUAUGACGCAGACCGCAGUGGUGCGAUGUCGGCAUCAGAGCUGGGACCCGCCCUGGCAGCCGCCGGCUUCAGGCUGAAUGAUCAGCUGCUGCGCGUCAUCACGCUCCGCUACGCGGAGGAGGACGGCAACGUCGACUUCGACAACUUCAUCUGCUGCCUCGUUCGCCUGGAGGCCAUGUUCCGCGCCUUCCAAGCUCACAACCGGGAUGGGGACGGCACCAUCAAGCUGAACGUGCUGGAGUGGCUGCAGCUCACCAUGUACGCCUGAGGGCCGCUGAAGAGGAGGAGGCACGGGUGGGGGGAGGGGAGAGGGGAGAGGGGGACAGCAACAUGGCCGCCCCGGAGCAAGCGGCCAGGUGGUCCGCCAUCUUCACACGCGCACGCACAGCUACAUGCUUGCAUGCACGCGCACAAACACGUACGCGUGCACACGUACACACGCGGCGACGGACACGCACAGAUACGUACACGCACGCGUAAUUAGGUGUUGAAACACAGACAGGCAAAGAUAUCCCCACGCACGUACAUACUGUAUGCAGGCACACACAAAGACAAACAUCCCCCGUAUAGUCAGGGAAAGAACUGUGAGCGAGCAGCUAUUAAGGCCGGCAUGGCACACGACGGGGUGGGUGGUCAACACCACGCCUGGCCGCCUUUGGAUCCCCAGGUACUCAUUUAAGGCUCAGGACGAGUUUGGAUAAUUGCUACUGUUCCGAGCUCGGCUUACCGAGUUCAUAGUGCAGUGCGCCAACCACUGCGACAUUGUUACGCGAGUGUGUGUGCACGGACCAAGACCAAGACACGCAUACCCUGUAUAGCCUUAACGGGCUGUUGGGGCUAGUGCUGUUAGCGAGCAUCUUUGAAGGGACACACACCGUUGCACAUGCACACAUACACACGUGCAGCUAAAUGCUUACACACAGACGCACGCACGCACGCAAGGUCAGUUGCAUGCGCCUAUUGCAGUGCGGAAAAACGCAAUCACGCGCGCGCUCGCGCACACACACACACACGUACACGCCGCACGCUCUCAUUCGUGCUCGUAAGCUUACGCGUCAUUCGCCGGGUCACGUGACCACAGCGUUGGUCGUUUGGUGCCUGUUGUUCGUCGGCACGAGUCGCCCCUCGCGAGCGACACGGGGAGGGGAGGAGGAGGAGGGGGGGGGGGGGGUCACGAUGGCCGUGUCGGAGCCGCCACUGCCUAGAUCGUGAGUUUCAGCCGCCUCUUUAAAUCGGAUUUUAAAGUUAGAGAGAGAGAGGUGAGGGGUCGAUGGUGGUGACUGGAGGGACCGACGUGCGGGCUAGCGCUCUUCUUUUUAAGCGAGGCGUGCGUCAAGCAAGAUUCGUUACCCACCAUUGUAAAUAAUAAUGAGAGACGUCUCGAAGCGAAUUCCGGAAGUGGAUUCCGUCGCGUCAUCUUCCGGGCGGGGCCUAGGAGGGGUGGGCGGGGCCUAGGAGGGGUGGGCGGGGCAUGGGAGCGAUGGGGGGGGCGGCCAGGUGGGGCACUGCUCACUCAGCCCCGCGCGCCACACGCACUGCGGUCAGCCCUGGCACGCCCCGGCGCUCUUUAGUUUUAACGGUUCGUCGGGUCAAACUUAGCAAGUGCCAAACGCCCCGUCGCCCUCCUAGCACGUGGCAGGCCAAACGCACCCCGGGACACCGUUUCUCAGUCGGGGCCCACUGGGUCUGUUCCUGUUGUCAAAUCCUCCGCCGCGUGCCGUCGUCCCGCAACAAAGAG